Molecule: messenger RNA, 431 nt
Organism: Etheostoma spectabile (orangethroat darter)
Lineage: Eukaryota; Metazoa; Chordata; Actinopteri; Perciformes; Percidae
Gene: prr15lb
Product: proline rich 15 like b
Source: RefSeq, a predicted model, not a curated record
GUCGGUCGUCCAGUCUCUGUCGGUGCCAUGGCUGAUCCAAGCUGGUGGAAGCUGACCUUCUCUCGCAAGAAGAAAUCCGAAUCCAAGGUCCUGUACGAGAUCCCGGCAGACCACGGAAGCAACACCGUAAACAAAGAGCACUCGAUCAACAACCCCCCUCCGGACAACAUGGACAGCCAGUUCAACGCCAGGCUGGAGAAGAUUGUGGACAAAUCUGCCACAAAGGGCCGCCACGUCAAGGUGUCCCACUCUGGACGCUUCAAGGAGAAGAAGAAGGUCCGUGCCACGCUGGCCGAAAACCCGAGUCUGUUCGCAGAGCACAGCCUCAGCGGCGAGAACCAUAAAAAGAAGGCAAAUGACAAAUAGCGCAAAAACAUGCUUGAUCACAGGUGUCAUAUGAAAUAAAGCUUAGAUGAAGGAUUAAAUACACA